AUGAGGCCAAUGUAUACUACCAAUGCUACCAGUCUGCCAACAUCCCUGCUGCUGGCUCUAGGAACUUCCAUAAACUGCUCAGCCUACGCUGAGUACAUUUAUCCUUGGAGGAACACCUCAACAAUUAACACAUGCUACGUUGUGGCAACCUUCUAUGACGUCCACUGCUACUAUUACAACCCCAUAACAUCCACUCCAACGACAUCUACCCAGCCCGCCACUAUUACAGGGCCAAACGAUGUACCCACACCAUUACCUAUCCAGCUACUACAACAUCACCACCGCCAAUGGCAUCGCGCUACAGAUUUCUAUUCCUGGAGUCCCUCCCUGAACGGAGACUGCUCCGGCCUGUAUCUGGACUACUAUGUCUGUGUGGGUUUAGUCUCCGGCAGCACUGUUGCCCUAACUUCCACGACAAGGGCCACAACUACUUCAACGACAGGAACCGGAGGCGCAGUCGUGACGCCUACCCCAACCCAAGCGGGAAUGGUGAGCGGCUGCACGAAAUUCUAUCUCGUCGAAAGCAGCGAUGGGUGCUACGACAUCGCUGCUGCAGAGGGGAUCACACUCUCGAACCCGUUUUCCUGGAACCCCGCUCUAAACGGGGGACUGUUCUGGACUGUGGCCUGA
This is a messenger RNA of Aspergillus novofumigatus IBT 16806, 630 nucleotides long. RefSeq lists its product as uncharacterized. Lineage: Eukaryota; Fungi; Ascomycota; Eurotiomycetes; Eurotiales; Aspergillaceae. The record is from RefSeq and is a predicted model, not a curated record. Bases 1 to 630 code for a protein of 209 amino acids. The transcript is spliced from 3 exons.